Gorilla gorilla gorilla (western lowland gorilla) is the source of this 4103-nucleotide messenger RNA. RefSeq names its product olfactory receptor 13C9. NCBI's taxonomy places the organism in Eukaryota, Metazoa, Chordata, Mammalia, Primates, Hominidae. Gene Ontology annotation, cellular component: membrane. Bases 437 to 1393 code for a protein of 318 amino acids. The record is from RefSeq and is a predicted model, not a curated record. Gene Ontology annotation, molecular function: G protein-coupled receptor activity; olfactory receptor activity. Gene Ontology annotation, biological process: G protein-coupled receptor signaling pathway. The transcript has 3 exons.
CCUCCCGUCGGGUGAAGGCUUGGGUACCCCCGUAGCCGGUACCUGAGGCGCCAUCGUCCGUGAGGCUAGCGCCCGAGUCAGGGCGCUUCUGAGGACGAGCAUGGCGCGGCUUCGGCGCUGAGAAAAGCAGCCAGCCGUGUCCUUUCUGAGACUCCUCUGAAGGUUUCCCGAGUGGAAAGGAGCGGCUCCUGGAUCAUUGGCAGACGCAGGCUGGGGCGGGGCUCGGCGGGGUCAGCUCCACCCCGGCGCGGGAGAUAAUAUACCCUGUGUCAUCAUGGCUUCCACACAGUAAUCUCUUCUUCAGAAAUUCAUCAGCUUCACAGAAAAUUUUGUUGAACAGCCUAAAAACAGAAGAUCAAGGCAAAACAAUCUGCUGUGUAUUGCAACCUGGGAAGUGAGCUGACCUUCCAUUUAGAGGUAAAAGAGAGACAUUUAAAUGGAAUGGGAAAACCAAACCAUUCUGGUGGAAUUUUUUCUGAAGGGACUUUCUGGUCACCCAAGGCUUGAGUUACUCUUUUUUGUGCUCAUCUUCAUAAUGUAUGUGGUCAUCCUUCUGGGGAAUGGUACUCUCAUUUUAAUCAGCAUCUUGGACCCUCACCUUCACACCCCUAUGUACUUCUUUCUGGGGAACCUCUCCUUCUUGGACAUCUGCUACACCACCACCUCUAUUCCCUCCACGCUAGUGAGCUUCCUUUCAGAAAGAAAGACCAUUUCCCUUUCUGGCUGUGCAGUGCAGAUGUUCCUCGGCUUGGCCAUGGGGACAACAGAGUGUGUGCUUCUGGGCAUGAUGGCCUUUGACCGCUAUGUGGCUAUCUGCAACCCUCUGAGAUAUCCCAUCAUCAUGAGCAAGGAUGCCUAUGUACCCAUGGCUGUUGGGUCCUGGUUUGCAGGGAUUGUCAACUCUGCGGUACAAACUACAUUUGUAGUACAAUUGCCUUUCUGCAGGAAGAAUGUCAUCAAUCAUUUCUCCUGUGAAAUUCUAGCUGUCAUGAAGAUGGCCUGUGCUGACAUCUCAGGCAAUGAGUUCCUCAUGCUUGUGGCCACAAUAUUGUUCACAUUGAUGCCACUGCUCUUGAUAGUUAUCUCUUACUCAUUAAUCAUUUCCAGCAUCCUCAAGAUUCACUCCUCUGAGGGGAGAAGCAAAGCUUUCUCUACUUGCUCAGCCCAUCUGACUGUGGUCAUAAUAUUCUAUGGGACCAUCCUCUUCAUGUAUAUGAAGCCCAAGUCUAAAGAGACACUUAAUUUGGAUGACUUGGAUGCUACCGACAAAAUUAUAUCCAUGUUCUAUGGGGUGAUGACUCCCAUGCUGAAUCCUUUAAUCUACAGUCUUAGAAACAAGGAUGUGAAAGAGGCAGUAAAACACCUACUGAACAGAAGGUUCUUUAGCAAGUGAAUGCAAAAUGUACUGGAGUGUGAACACACUUGAUAUUGUUGAAACUUCAGAAUUAUGUUAGAAUUUUGGAUACUUUUACUGUUUUUCUGCAUUUUCAUAUAUUAUGUUAAAAUAAUGAGAUACAGCAUUUCAAAAUUAUUGCAUGUCCAGUCUAGAGAAUUUUCAAGAUACAGGGCAGUAGGAUGAAGAAGACAGAGGGGCUACCUAUUACUCUAAUAGUGGGAAAUGGCUACUUUUCAACAUUUUGAACAGUAUCUUUCGUAUUAUGGUUUUUAAAUUUUUGCUGUGUUGGAAUUGGGUGUGAUGUGCCUUUUUAUGUUCACUUUUCUACAUAACAUUAUUUCAUAGGCAACAUUUCAUUGACUCUUUGAAAAUAAAUAAAGCCCUCUGUUGUAGAAAAAGCAAAACAGAAAAAACCCAAUAUACUGCACUCACAUUUUCCAGUGGCAAGCCUUGUGUUAUAGUUUCACAUUAAUCUCCAGAUCCUGUUGAGUCAUUAAAUACUAUUUUCUUGUUCUGUAUUUAAAUAUUUUUGUGUGAAGCUGAGUAUUUGGGACUAUCAAGGGGCAGUAGAUAAAUAGAGUUUAAAAGCAGGGCCUAUGCAAUCAGUCGGGAUAUCCUGCUUUAUGGUCUUUCUUUGCUUUAACUUAUAGGUUGGCUUUAGCAUAAAGAACAUUUUGCAAAAUUAAAAAUAGGUUUGAAAAUCAGUCUACUGGUCCAGAUAAUAAUAUGGACUAGUUUUGGGUUGAAUGGAGUGUCCUAUCAAUGCCCAUUUAGAAGAUGCCCAAUUUUUUUGCUAUCCCGAGGAAAUUCCAAUAUGUUUCCAAGUCUUAGAAGAAUGUCCAAGCUCUUAAUUUUUAGUACAAAUACUGUUCAUGUCUUGUCUCUGUUACUAACCAGCUUAAUUUGAGGAAGAAGAGGAUUGGGGAAUGUCAGACAUUAUCUUGCUUUUCCUUGGUUUUUACGUCAACAUUUUACUCUAUGUGAAGAACAUUUUAAAUUUACAGCCCAAGAUGAAUGAUGAAGUGUGUUCAGGAGUGAACCACCUUCUAGGUAAUCUGUUUAGCUGAAUCAGUUUUUAUUAAUGGACCAGUGAAUUUAGAGUAUAUUGGGCAUAAACGUAUUUUACGUAGACAAGUAAGAAUUACCUGCUUGUGGAAUCUUUGGGUUUAGUCACUCGUUUAAUCUUCCCAAGUUCACUUGUUAAUUUUAGUGGAAAGAAUAUUAAACAGUCACAAACUAUAUUUAAAUAUAUCCAUCAUAGUUGUUUACAGAUUAAAUCUGAUGGCAAGAGUUGAAAUUAUUGAUAAUUAAAUUUACAUCCUGACAAAAUGGGCUGUGAAAAUCUAUUAGUUCCCAUACACGAGUUCAUCGGACUUUUUGCACCCACUAAGAAUUCCUGGUAGGUAGAAAACUCUGGAAGUCCCAGGCAUUUUAUGUUUGACUCGUAGUCAGGUUGUCUUGAAUGCUCAAAUGCUAAUUUUGUUUUCCUUCACAAUUUAAAUCCAGCCACUGUGAUAAAUUCUCUGGGAUGACUCAGGUGGCUCCAUAGUCUUACAUCAGAUUUAUACCAUUUUUUAUUAUUAUACUCUAAGUUAUAGGGUACAUGUAUGCAAUGUGCAUGUUUGUUACAUAGGUAUACAUGUGCCAUGUUGGUUUGCUGCUCUCAUCAACUCGUCAUUUACAUUAGGUAUUUCUCCUAAUGCUAUUCCUCUCCCAACACCCUACCCCGUGACAGGCCCCAGUGUGUGAUGUUCCCCACCCUGUGUCCAAGUGUUCUCAUUGUUGAAUUCCCACCUGUGAGUGAGAACAUGUAGUGUUUGGUUUUCUGUCCUUGUGAUAGUUCGCUGAGAAUGAUGGUUUCCAGCUUCGUCCAUGUCCCGGUAAAGGACAUGAACUCAUCCUUUUUUAUGGCUGCAUAGUAUUCCAUGGCAUAUAUGUGCCACAUUUUCUUAAUCCAGUCUAUCAUUAUGGACAUUUGGGUUGAUUCCAAGUCUUUGCUAUUGUGAAUAGUGCCACAAUAAACAUAGGUGUUCAUGUGUCUUUACAGUAGCAUGAUUUAUAAUCCUUUGGGUAUAUACCCAGUAAUGGGAUCACUGGGUCUAAUGGUAUUUCUAGUUCUAGAUCCUUGAAGAAUCUCCACACUGUCUUCCACAAUGGUUGAACUAGUUUACAGUCCCACCAACAGUGUAAAAGCAUUCCUAUUUCUUCACAUCCUCUCCAGCACCUGUUUUUUCCUGACUUUUUAAUGAUCACCAUUCUAACUGGCGUGAGAUGGUAUCUUACUGUGGUUUUGAUUUGCAUUUCUCUGAUAACCAGUGAUGAUGAGCAUUUUUUCAUUUGUCUGUUGGCUGCAUAAAUGUCUUCUUUUGAGAAGUUUCUGUUCAUAUCUUGCCCAAUUUUUGAUAGGGUUGUUUGUUUUUUUCUUGUAAAUUUGUUUAAGUUCUUUGUAGAUUCUGGAUAUUAGAGAUUUAUACAUUUUUGAUAGAAAAUUAAUUAAAGCAAGAAGAAAUUUUAAAGCACACAUUUCUCCUUACAGGAGAAUAUUAGGAGAGUUUUUCUCUCACAGGGUUGUAGAAUCAAGGUCUGAAGAAAAUAAAGGCAUGUUAACUGUCUUGAUAUAUUUAUGUGUUCAAAUUUGCUGGGCAAAAUACACAAUCAUUAUAAUACUGACAUAAUGCUUUAUUUUAAUACUUGAGCCUCUAGAGGA